AUGUUGUCCGUCUCGAUGUAUUCAGCGCUGCACGCUUGCUCUUUCAUCGCUGCUCUGCUGUUGUUACUGGUGUUAGCUGCAGAGCAGUCCAGUGCUAAUGACAUCGCCACAAAUGGAGACAUUUACAGUUUCGUCGUCCAUUCGAAAAUCAAGUACAGAUAUGCACAGACUGUUGUAUCUAGCCGCGUGGCCAACAAGAAAAAUACUUCCCAUGAAGUACAGUUCUACGUAACUCUUCCAGAAUCUGCAUUUGUUUCCAAGUUUUUAAUGGAAAUAAACGAAAAAGUUUACGAAGCUUACGUAAAAGAAAAGAAAGAGGCCAAAGAAGAAUAUAUUGCUGCUGUUAACUCGGGCCAGACUGCGGCUCAUGUCGAGCAAAAUGCAAGAGAUUCAAAUAAGUUUACGGUUUCUGUAAACGUGGAAGCAGAAAGCAAAGUAACGUUUAAUCUCACUUACGAACAAUUGUUAAACAGGAAAUUGGGAAUUUAUGAAAAUAUAAUAAACUUACAACCCGGACAAGUUGUUAAAAACUUGCAAGUAAUAGUAGAUAUCGAAGAAUCUUCAAACAUAACAAAAUUGGAAGUGCCAGACAUAAAAACAGCAAAUGAAAUUGAAACUAAAAUUAUUAAAAACAAAUUGGCAAAAAUUACCCAUGAGUCAGGCAACAAAGUGACGAUAACAUGGAGUCCAACUGUUAAAGAUCAGAUAAUAUUUACGGAACGAGGUGUUAAAGGCCAAUUCAUAGUUCAAUAUGAUGUAGAUCAUAAAUCAGCGCCAAAUCAAGUUCUUAUCGACGAUGGAUAUUUUGUUCAUUUCUUUGCACCUACAGAUUUGAAACCACUUAAGACUCACGUAAUAUUUGUACUUGACGUUAGUGGCUCUAUGGAUGGACAGAAGUUAACACAACUGAAAGAAGCUAUGAGUCAAAUUCUAUCAGAAAUUGAUUCUGAAGACUUUUUCACGUUGAUACUUUUUUCAAGUGUGGCUCAGGUUUGGACAAUAAACACUACUCAAAAAACGUCGAAUUACUGGGGCGAUAGAGGCAGCAACUUUAAUAAUUUUAAUUUGGAGACAAUGGGAGAAAACCGUUUUAUUUUUCCUGCAAACGAGCAGAAUAUACAAUAUGCCAAGAAAUUCAUUCAGGCCUUGACAUCGGAUAGCAGCACAAAUAUGGAAGAUGCUCUGAACAAAGCUCUUUCGAUCACCAAAUUGAGCAAAAUGCAUUUCAAAGAUGGUGCUAAAACACCCAAACCUAUUAUUGUGUUUCUGACAGACGGCGAAAUGAACGAAGGGAUUACUAAUCCCCAGGAAUUGAUUAAAUAUGUUUCUGAUACUAACGUGGAUAAAUAUCCGAUAUAUAGUUUGGGAUUUGGCAAAGGGGCGGAUAUUGAAUUCCUUAAAAAACUUUCAUUGAACAACGCUGGUUUCACAAGAGUCAUUUACGAAGCUUCAGACGCGUCGUUACAAUUGCAUAAUUUUUAUAAAGAAAUAUCUUCACCAGUCUUGUCCAACGUCACUUUCCAAUACAUUGACGCUCAAGUCGACAACAUUACUGUGACAAAAAAAUCAUUUGACCUAUUAUUUAAAGGUACAGAAUUAAUAGUGGCCGGGAAAUUGAAGGAAGGCGCAUUGCCCGAUUUUAACGGCACUUUGAAAGCCGAUUCGAUUGAAGGGGAUUUCAAUGUUCCUAUCUCAUGUUUUGGUUUCCCAAUCGUUCCUCCCGACUCAUUUCCACAAACAAGAAGAAUAGGUCAUUUAGAGAAAUUAUGGGCGUAUUUGAUCAUACAACAACUGAUGGAUAAAUAUGAAUUAAACAAGAACGAAAAUUCUGCGGAAAAAGCUAAGGCUCUCGAACUAGCAUUAGAAUAUUCAUUUGUUACUCCGCUAACGUCCUUAGUCGUUGUCAAACCUAACGAUACAACUACAUUGGUGGCUACAGAGAAAAUCAAACCACUUAAUGAUGAAUUUAUUGUUAAACCUGGCCCAGGCUACAAUCAUCAACCAAAAUUUCUACAAGGACUUCCUACACCAGCACAAUCUACUUAUUUACUAUCACAAGGACAUUUAAUAUCAGGAUUUAGCUACUUCAGACCUAAAAGUAUGUUAAAAGUUAAUGCUGUCAUAGACGAAUCUGAAGAUUUUGCAUUCAAUUCUGCACAAUUUCGAUCGUCAUAUAUGUCAAGAAAUGAUGUUGAGGAUAUAUAUGAAACCACAACAACCUCGGCUGUUGAUUCUCCCGCUAUGAUAACAGGCGAAUCUAAUUCUACAUCGUUGCACGAUAUCAAAGAACUAGCAUGGUUGAGAGAUUCUAUUACAUUGAACUCAACUAAUAUAGUUUACCAAGUAUCAUUGAACACCAGUGGUCAAUCAUAUCAAAAUUGUACAACACCCGACCAAAUCCAUGGUAAUUGUAAACAUUUAAAAGACUGCGUUGUGGCUUCAAUCCUGAACUCAUUUGAUACAUACCUUUCACUGUUUUGUCCAAUAGAAACAUUGUAUGCGGGAAUAUGUUGUUUAGUGUAA
Molecule: messenger RNA, 2523 nt
Organism: Macrosiphum euphorbiae (potato aphid)
Lineage: Eukaryota; Metazoa; Arthropoda; Insecta; Hemiptera; Aphididae
Source: the annotation of a GenBank genome assembly